AUGCGCUCUACAAUUCUCUCCUCUGCCCUCCUGGCCUCUGCCGUAGCUGCCACCCAACAGUGCAAUUCCAGCACAGGCUCAGGCGCAGAUGCGAACGGCAAGUACCUCAUCACGGGAACAGACAUCCGCGCGUUGUUCGUUCCCUACGGUGCCUCCAUCUCCAAUCUCUUCCUGAACGACACCUCCGGCGUCGAGCGCGACGUUGUGACCGGCUGGGACAAUGCUACCUACUACGGCAUUGACAAGCAACACCCGCAUUUUGGUGGCGUCCCCGGCCGCUACGCCAACCGCAUCAAGAACGCAACAUUCUCCAUUGACGGCACCACCUACAAUGUUCUCCCCAACGAGCAUCCCACUCCCGAUCACCCAGACGGAGUAAACCAAUUGCACGGUGGACCUGAUGGUUGGGAUUGGAGGAACUGGACGGUCGUUGCGCAUACGGAGAAUAGCAUCACUUUCAGCCUUGUCGACCCGGCUGGUGAUCAGGGAUUCCCUGGGGAGGUGAUCAGUUAUGUCACGUAUACUCUGGGCAACAAGACAUGGGAUAUCAGUAUGACAGCGUUCAGUUUGGAGAAGAAGACGCCAAUUAUGUUGAGCAGUCAUGUCUACUGGAACCUUGACGGCUUCGCCAACAACGAAACCGGCCUUGCUCUCAACCACACCCUUCACAUGCCUUAUGCUGGACAGCGUAUCGCCACUGAUUCUAUUCUUAUCCCCACCGGCGACAUCCUCGGUAACGAGAAGGAUGGCUUGAAUGAUUUCUGGAGCAAGCCAAAGCAGAUUGGUGCUAACUUCACCAACCCUGAUCUUCUUGGAAACUGUGGUGGCAAUUGCACUGGUUAUGGUGAGUUCCUAUCUCUUCCCCCUCUGCUUAUUCCUACCUAUCACCUGGGUGGACAUGGAAAAGGGUGCUUGAUUAUUUACGAGAAAACCCUAAGCUAA
Cadophora gregata is the source of this 942-nucleotide messenger RNA. RefSeq lists its product as uncharacterized. Gene Ontology annotation, biological process: glucose metabolic process; beta-D-galactose catabolic process via UDP-galactose, Leloir pathway. The record is from RefSeq and is a predicted model, not a curated record. Gene Ontology annotation, molecular function: carbohydrate binding; aldose 1-epimerase activity. The transcript is spliced from 2 exons. Bases 1 to 942 code for a protein of 313 amino acids. NCBI's taxonomy places the organism in Eukaryota, Fungi, Ascomycota, Leotiomycetes, Helotiales, Ploettnerulaceae.